Molecule: messenger RNA, 1084 nt
Organism: Trichobilharzia szidati
Lineage: Eukaryota; Metazoa; Platyhelminthes; Trematoda; Strigeidida; Schistosomatidae
Source: the annotation of a GenBank genome assembly
AUGCACUACGACUAUUGUUACUUGAUAGCAUUUAUUUAUGGAAUAUUCAGAAUAGUAAAAACUACUUCAAUCUCUACUGCUGUUUGGUCUGGCGCUACAAACGACGUUCGACCUAGAGAGAAUAAUGUCAACGAGCUUAAAGAGUAUUUGUCGAAAAAUUAUCGCAGUCGGCAGAAACUAUGCGUACAUAUACUAGCCAUUCUUAACAAAUCAUCCCACAGGGAACAUGCAAAGGAAUUGGGGAAUAAAGUUGGAAAUUCACCAGUCAUCUUUAUGAAACCAUCUAGUUGUAUUAUAGAAGAGGGUGAAAAUAUUAAGAUGCCCAAUGGAACAACGGAAGUUCAUCAUGAAGUUGAAUUAGGCUUUGUUAUUGGAAAGCGUUUAACAAAUGUGAAGCCGAAUGAGGUGUCUUCCUCAGUGAUGGGUUAUGUGGUCGCUUUAGAUCUAACCGAUCGAUUGUUACAGAAUGAGCUCAAGUCAAAGCAAUUACCAUGGACUCUAGCUAAAUGUUUUGACACUGCCUGCCCUGUGGGUCCAAUUCUCCCAAUGACUUCUCUACCCAUCAACAUUUUAAAAUUACGUGAAGAAUUUCAAACAGUGAACAAUGAAAUUUGGUGUAAAGUGAAUCAUUCUGAACGUCAACGAUCCAAGCUGAAUAUGAUGAUAUGGACACCGGCAGAUUUGAUAUCAAUAAUCUCUCAAAGAAUUUCAUUAGAAUAUGGAGAUCUUAUUUUGACUGGUACACCUGCAGGUGUUGGCCCCCUGAAAAUUGGUGAUGAAGUUGAAAUUGGUUUAGACAAUCUAUGCUCUGUAAAAUUUAAAGUUCAAUAAUUUUUGUAAAUAGUAAAAAAAAAUAGUGAUUGCUUUUGUUAACUUUAUAGCACUCCUUAGCUUAUAUAAUUAUAAAGCUUUGUUUUAGACUAUUGCUGCUUUUGUCUUUUUUGUUGUGUGUUGAUGAAUUAACUAAAGGCAGAUGCGCCAUCCUUGUGGGUUAUUCUUUUGACUAUGCAGUGAACCUGUGGAUCCUGUAUUAGCGUCUCAAUUAACUCUGCUGAACUGUAUAUUCCUGUGCUAUACACUCGGA